AUGUUGUUCGUAUUAUAUUCCGUGCUGCUUUGUGUGAUUUCUCUUCAUGGGAUACAAAUAGACUUUGAACGGUUCGACCAACUCUCCGGAUACAAUGUGUACAACAGUUCACUGCGCGUCCGUAAGUACAAUCGAACGAUGAUUACGCUUAACGGUACGCUGCAGGUGGUGGUACCACUGAACAAAAGCUUCAUGAUAUCGACGGACUUCUUUCAUAGCAGUCGCGGUAACCAACAGUUUAAUCACUAUCCAGUAAAGCUACCCACUCGCCAUGUUUGCGAAUUUAUGGACAACUUCUAUGCCGACUAUAGCGAGCACGUGAGGGACAUGAUCAACAUGCCGGAAAGGGGCGAGUGUCCGAUUCGACCACGCACCAUCUACGUAGUUAAUAAGCCGUUUCCAAAAGAAGCCGUUCCUCCAUUUUUCCCGCCAGGGCUGUGGAAGGUACAUCUCAUCAAUUCGGUACAAAACGUCGAGAUUGUAAGGUUUGAAAUUAUCGCCAAGGUUAACAACGAUUUGCUCUAG
Messenger RNA from Anopheles gambiae (African malaria mosquito), 525 nucleotides. RefSeq lists its product as uncharacterized. The record is from RefSeq and is a predicted model, not a curated record. The transcript is spliced from 2 exons. NCBI's taxonomy places the organism in Eukaryota, Metazoa, Arthropoda, Insecta, Diptera, Culicidae. Bases 1 to 525 code for a protein of 174 amino acids.